Lecanosticta acicola is the source of this 1233-nucleotide messenger RNA. Lineage: Eukaryota; Fungi; Ascomycota; Dothideomycetes; Mycosphaerellales; Mycosphaerellaceae. The record is from the annotation of a GenBank genome assembly.
AUGUCGCAGUCCCCAAGGGAUCCAGAGGAUGUCGACCCGGCUACCGCUCCAUCGCCCAACGACGAUGAACCGGCCCAGCAGAACAACGAGAACAACGACGGCAACGAGAUGAAUCGCACCGACGAUGUCGGCUAUGAUUUCGAGGUCAAAGAACAGGACCGGUGGCUUCCCAUCGCGAAUGGUGAGUAACGACACUACCUGCCUGCCUGCCCGCUGCGCUGCGCUGCGCUGCAAUGAGAUUCUUGCGUUGGUGUUGUAGCACCUUGCGUCCCAAGCACCACUCCGUGCAAUCCUUGUCCUCCCCGUCAAUUCUUGUGUACCCAUUCCCUUCCUUUGACACCUGCACAUCAUCAAUCCGGACGCUGUGGCUAGCGUCGCCAAUCUGCCCACAUAUAACGCUGCACUGCGCGUCUGCUUCUGCAAGUCCGUCGAAUCAGAGGCUCCUUGGCCAGCCAGCGAUCUGCAGCCAUCGUCGUCGUUGCUGCCGACUGGACCAACUCACCAGACCGACGUGCCCAAACCAUGCCGUCGCCAUCCCCGCAUUCAUCCUCCUCGCCGCAGAACCAGCACUCCCAGGGCCAUUCGAGGCAUCGUAAUCACAGAAACUUUGACCACGAUGCUAACAUACACAACUUUGCUCCAGUCGCUCGCAUCAUGAAGACGGCGCUCCCCGAGAACGCCAAGAUUGCCAAAGAGGCCAAAGAAUGCAUGCAGGAAUGCGUGAGCGAGUUCAUCUCCUUCAUUACGAGUGAGGGUACGUACCUCUGUUCUAUCGUGCACGACUGCCGGUAGCGCCGUCCAGCGCGGCUAUUAGCGUGGUACAGCAAGCGCUGAUUUCUGAAACAGCAUCGGAGAAGUGCCAGCAGGAGAAGCGCAAGACCGUGAAUGGCGAGGACAUACUCUUCGCGAUGACCUCGCUUGGCUUUGAGAAUUACGGCGAGGCAUUGAAAAUCUACCUCGCAAGAUACCGAGAGGUGAGUACUCGAGACACAACUGGCAAUUCGUCCGUUCCUUAUGCCAGUAUAUCUACCCUCAAUAUCCUUAUCACUGACACCACCCGAGAACCUCGUUGCUCGCGGGGAACAUCAGAAGCUUGGACCUGGCGGAAGUGGAUCCGGAAACGUAGCAUCUCCCGGCUUCGACGGUGCAAACCACAACGCUCUGGGCAUGGAUCCUGCGGGCGAAGGCGCUCCCGACUUUGGAUACGGUCCUCCAGGUGGCGGCGACUAUUAG